Rhizoctonia solani is the source of this 1086-nucleotide messenger RNA. RefSeq lists its product as uncharacterized. The transcript is spliced from 2 exons. Bases 1 to 1086 code for a protein of 361 amino acids. NCBI's taxonomy places the organism in Eukaryota, Fungi, Basidiomycota, Agaricomycetes, Cantharellales, Ceratobasidiaceae. The record is from RefSeq and is a predicted model, not a curated record.
AUGCUCUCCGAGUACGGGCAUCGCCGCAGAGCCAUCAAUAUCAAGAUUGGCGACCCGUCUAUGAUCAAGAAUACUAUGGAUGUUCUUCUGCAACAGGAUAUACUGGAGACACUCCCUGAGCUAUCUAUCCAAGUUCGGGACGAGUCUCUUUUUGAUCCUGACCGAUCCGAUCAUUCUGAAUACAUCACUUCCUCCAGCUCUUCUUUUAAAAAAUCUUCCACAGGCCUUCUAGUCGAGCUUCACAUUCAGAAUGUAACGCUCGGGUAUGACAAGGCAAUCAUUUCGCUCUUAAAUGCACUAUCCUUUGCUCCCAAAUUGCGUAACCUCAGGCUCAUCUCGAUAGCUACUUUACAUAACCCCAAUAUUGGAUGCGAUACAAGUACUAUCUCGCGCGUAACACUCCCCAAGCUCCAAUCGCUCACACUUCACGACCUGUACUCAAACACGCUAGAGCCCCUACUUGAGACCAUUGGCCUACCUACAUAUAGUGUGACACUCUUGCUCUCAUCCAAGUGCUUUAGGUCGCACAGGCUGUCGCACAGGCUGUCGCACGGGGAACCCGGGAACGAGGAGCCGUGGGGCGUUUAUUCCGUCGGGUCUCCCGAACGACUAUGCCGCCUCGUAAAGAGCACGCCGGUCGAGACCUUGAUGCUCGACGGCAUCUGGUGGAUGAAAAACAACGCAUUUCGUAGUCUUUUAGAAUCAACUCCGGCCCUAAAGACCUUGAAAAUCGAUUACGGCACGAUUACCCAAGACACAUGCCUCACACUCGCGAUCGAACGAAACGAGCCUGAGGGCGCCGUACCGUUCCCAUCGCUCGAGAAUAUUCACAUCACAAGGUGUGUGUUCCAUGCUGGACCCAAAGUCGAGGAAGCGUUCAAGAGCAUGGCGCGUAGCCACCGGCUACAACGGGUUGUGCUGGGCGGAACUGUGCGGAAUGUGAAUCCAGAUGGGACGUCUAUUUCCAAGGGGCUCGAAACGUUUGGUUUGGUGGGGUGGCUCGAGACCCGUGUGCCAACGAUCCGUCUCGUUGAUCAGUCAUAUCGCUCACCAGAGUUUUAUCAAAAUGUGUGGCGGCUGUGGUAA